UGGAGAGACACGGAUGGGCCUCGUCGUUCUGACGGGAGGGGGGCGGAUGGGCCUCUUUGUUAACGGCUCCUUCGGGGCUCCUCCGGCAUCGCUCGAGCUGCACAAAGGCGCGGAUAGGAACUCGGGCUGCACGGUAUGGGCAUUCCUUCUAUUUCAAUCGUGUCGCAUGAGCUGAUCAAACUGUUGUAUUGUGCCAAGUGUUCCAACGUAACCGCUGUUUGUAUCGGCACUUCUGGUGGAAUAGGUCUGGAGCCAGGCUCAGUGGUUAUAACCCGGCAGUGUGGAGGAAACCCCUUCAAACCUCAAUUUGAAAAGGUUGUUCUGGGAAAGACCGUACUUCGCAGUACAAACCUGGAUGAACAGCUGGCUAAGGAACUGAUGCAGUGCGGGAAAGAAAUCGGUCGAUUCGAUACAGUCAUUGGAAACACGAGGUGCACUUUGGAUUGCAGUGGAGCCAGGUCUGGAGCACCUUCAAAAGAGACAGCCCUGCUUGCCAGGCAGAGACCGUAUCCCCAUCCCGGGACAGCUGCUGGGACGUCUCAUCUUUUACUGCUUUUGCAAGAGCUGGGAGAUCAGAGGGGGGGCUUUGGAUGCUCUUCAUUACCUCUUCAGAUUGUUCCAGCAGCCAAACUGUCAGAGGAGCUGGGGUGGGCUGCCUCCCUCCACACACACAGACCUUUCCUCGUGUGCCUGCUUCUCUCGCUGAGUAUUGCAAGGGAGUUCUCUGGUGCUUCUGGAAGUCAUGCAUGAAAGUCUGCCAGAUACCAGACCUCCUUGGCCCCACACACCCCCAAGUCCUUCUCCUCAAGGCUGCUCUCCAUCACAUCGUCCCCCAUCGUGUACUGAAAACAGGGAUUGCCCCGACCCGGGUUUAGGACCUUGCCCUUGGCCUUGUUGAAUGUCAUGAGGUUCUCGUAGCCCCACUUCUCCAGCCUGUCCAGGUCCCUCUGGAUGACAUCCCGUCCUUCCGGUGUGGCAACUGCACCACUCAGCUUGGUGUCCUCACCAAGGGAAAGAGCAAAGCUGAUGCACUUGCAGCAGCGCUGGCUGUUGUCCUUCAACAUUUGGACUUUAUCCUCAGCUGAGUGACUGCUCCCAGGGAGUGGUGUUUGACAGCCUGGAGACCCUCUUUGCAGGCAACAUGGUGUCUGCUCUCCUCUGCCUGCUUAAAGCUGUCAGAAAGCAACCUCAUAUCUAUUUUGUGAACCUGUCCCGGGAUUAUGCUUCUUGGAAAGCCGGGGAGGCAGCGGUGAAAGAUGAGAAAGGUGAGGCUCUUCGUCACCUUGCCUCUCAACUAUUCUUUCUCAAGCCCUCAAGCUUUCCCAUGUGUAUUUCUGUUUCCAGCAGAGCUUGCAGGAAAUGUUUUUAUUAAUUCUUCAACCUUCCACAUCAGUGCAGGCAGCACUCAGCUGGUGACUGCUUGCAGCUGUAAGGCUGACCUUACUCUCUAGCGUUAGAGCUCGGGCAAGCAAUUGUGGCUCAUUAAUUAGCCACCAGGCAGCUGUCCACAGCAUUGGUGCAGGUGAGCCAGGCAAGGACAGGAGCUCGCUGACUGGGGGAAGUUUGGGGGAUGAUUUGAAUUUGGAGCAGGGCUGUGAGCUCCCCACUGUCUCCUGGUAGGAUGAUGGGCUGGGCUUAAUAACUCCGCUUAAUAACAACAUACGACAAGUUCAACGUGAGAGGAAAAAGAGGUCUGUAAGCCUUGCAGGGGUAAAUCCCCAAGACAGUAUCCGUGAAGGGUUUCCCUGCUCCGGAGACCUUGGUUGAGCUCAGAGAGGUUACAGAGCAAAGGCCGCAAGUGUCUAGGACAAGUGGCACAAGGACGGCUGGGUCCACCUCCAUGGUUCCCAGCAGAGGAAGGAUGAGAACCUCUUCCCUCUGUUUUAGUGGCAAGCCCUCUGAUGUAGACCCUGGCUGCAGGGAGCUGGGCUCUGUGCUGGCCUUGCCACUGCGCUGCGGAGAGUUUCUAAGUUAGUGGAUUGUCAUCUGCAGCCCCUUCUUCACCAAACCAGAUGGAUUGUCGGUAGGCGUGAUGUGCAGCGGUGCUGGCUUGGUGUGAGGGAGGUUCAGAGGCCCCCUCUAUGCUACUCCAUGUGCCUCUCUGGACGGACAGCAAGACGGUGGUCCUGCACAACCCUACCCCGCUGCCCAUGGCCUGGCGGAUCCGUGGGCUGGAAGGCCUUGGGGAGGGCUUCUCAGUGUCGCAGGAUGCAGGCAUCAUUGGUCCCUGCUCAGAGUUUGGCAUGCGUUUGUGUUUCGAGGCCACAAAGGUUGACAGCAUUAAGAAGACAUUCCAAAUAGAGGUUUCAGAUGCAGAAAAACUCCUGGGCAUCGUUCAGGUUGAAAGUUGUCCAAGUCUUUGCGGAGGCCUAUGACAUUGGUCUGGACAUCAACGUUUCUGCAGGCCGUGAAGCCAGGCUGCCCCUCCACAUCAAAGUGGAGGGCAUAGGGCCCCCACUCUGCUUCAGCUUCGAGCAGCUGGACAUUGGGAAUGUUUUUGCUGGAUCAGCCCACAGCUAUGAGGUGAUCCUGUUUAACAAAGGAGCCAUCGAUGCUCCCUUCAGCUCGAUACCUCCAAGUACAGCUCUGGGCUCCUGCUUCACCUUUCUCCCCUGGAAGGGCAUUAUUUCAUCAGAUGGGCUCCAGGUCAUCAAGACCUCCUUCAGUUCCACCAUCCUGGGGACAUUCACAGAAGAAUUCAGGUUCAGGGUGAAUGGAUCCUCUGAGCCUGUGCCUUUGGCUAUCAGGGGCUGUGUCAUUGGACCAGCUUUUCCUUUUGAUGUACCUUCUCUCCACUUUGGUGACGUCUCGUUUGCUCUGCUGGAAGGCUUCGACAUCUGGGAGAGCACCAGCUUCAUAGAGGAGCACAUUGACCGGCAGGUGUCCCCCAUCGAGAGCUUGCGCCUGAUGUGCCUCCUCUCCAUCACGGAGAACGGUCUCAUCCCCAAAGAUUACCGGUCCCUGAAAACCCAAUACCUGCAGAGCUAUGGGCCUGAGCACUUGUUGACCUUCCACAAGCUCAAGCGCAUCGGGCUGCUGACCGAGCAGUCGGCCGCAGAGACGCUGACCGCUGUGGAGAGCAGAGCCAGCAAGCUGGUGACAGACCGUGCUGCCGCUGAGAGCCAGCCCUCUGCCCCUUGGGGAGCUGGGAGCACAGCCCUGCCCUGCUGGGAGCUGCUGCUCCAGAGCCGGAUGGAAGCACGCAGCAAAAGUGGACACUGCGGGCACAGAGCUACGAGCAGGGCAGAGCUUUGGCCCAUAGGAGCAGCAGGGCUGGCAGGGCUGCUGCUGGUUCUCUUCUGGAGCCCGGAACUCUGGUUCAAGUUCAUCUUCCUGACCACGGCCAUCACCAACAGCGCCCGGAUGAUGGAGGCCAUGAUCGAGGCCAAGGCCUGA
This is a messenger RNA of Cuculus canorus (common cuckoo), 3396 nucleotides long. RefSeq lists its product as uncharacterized. Gene Ontology annotation, cellular component: axoneme. The record is from RefSeq and is a predicted model, not a curated record. The coding region runs from base 2311 to 3396 and encodes 361 amino acids. NCBI's taxonomy places the organism in Eukaryota, Metazoa, Chordata, Aves, Cuculiformes, Cuculidae. The transcript has 14 exons. Gene Ontology annotation, biological process: cilium movement; vesicle-mediated transport; axonemal central apparatus assembly.